This is a messenger RNA of Cimex lectularius (bed bug), 915 nucleotides long. RefSeq lists its product as uncharacterized. Bases 40 to 768 code for a protein of 242 amino acids. Lineage: Eukaryota; Metazoa; Arthropoda; Insecta; Hemiptera; Cimicidae. Gene Ontology annotation, cellular component: transcription regulator complex; nucleus. Gene Ontology annotation, molecular function: DNA binding. The transcript is spliced from 2 exons. The record is from RefSeq and is a predicted model, not a curated record. Gene Ontology annotation, biological process: regulation of transcription by RNA polymerase II.
AUUCCGCCCUCAGUCGCUUGCCGGCGUCGGCCGCACGUAAUGGACCCGUCGGCGUUGAUCCGCGAAGUGCGGAAGCGGCCUCUCCUCUGGGACCAGAAAAACAUCAGCUACCACAACCGCACCCUCGCCGACCAGGAAUGGAACUCGGUCGCCAAAAUUUUAGGAGAAAAAAAGGAAGUAGCUAAACAAAAAUGGAAGAGCCUGAGGGACAACUACAGGAAGGAGUUGAAGAAGUACAAGAGGAUGGAAGGGAUGUACUCGGACGAGCCGCCUCUCCCUAAAUGGUCUCGUUUUCAAGAAAUGAGCUUUCUCACCGGCAUCAUGUCUACGGGCGGAAACGAUGAGCCGCUCAACGCAGCCGACCUGGUCGCAGUCAGCCUGGACAAAAGAGAAGAAGAAGAUUCCUCCGUGGAAAUGGAAGAAGAAGGUUUGGAAGAGGACAGGGCGAGGGUCGAACCGACCGUAUCCCAAGACACGUCAUACUUCCAGAGGCGUGAGCCCUUUACGAACCAACGGUGGUCGACCCAAAUCCUCUCGGACGACAACGGCGAUCUGCAUUUCCUCAAAUCCCUCUUACCCUUUAUGAAAAUGCUUCCUCCUUUAAAGAAGCUGGUUGUGCGUAGCGAAUUUCACAACCUGCUCAUCAAAGAAAUCACGGAACUGCAAAACCAGGAAAACCAAUCUUCGGAGAAACACUUGGUCAAAGCCGAACAAGAGGAAAACUUGACCAUGGACGAGAAUGUGUCGUCCCAAAGCAAAGAUCAAUAACGCAUAUUGUGAACGUUCCUUCCGCCGAUUAUUUACAAUCGUUGUAUAUAUUAUUUACGGAGUAUAAACAAAAAAUGUCAUGAAUAAUUAUAAAUUUGUAAUGAACAACGAACCAAGAUGGUAUUGUCAUUAAAACUAAAAUUAGGC